Messenger RNA from Homarus americanus (American lobster), 3272 nucleotides. RefSeq lists its product as uncharacterized. The transcript is spliced from 7 exons. The record is from RefSeq and is a predicted model, not a curated record. Lineage: Eukaryota; Metazoa; Arthropoda; Malacostraca; Decapoda; Nephropidae. Bases 302 to 1873 code for a protein of 523 amino acids.
UACCAUCCUCACAGUCACAAAACACCAGCAGCGCGUUGCACAUCUUUCCCCAGGUCUCUCUCCUCGUGAUUUACCUGCCCGGAUUGGGUUGCUGAUAAAUUCACGUGCUACUCCGGAAUCUAAGUCAGGGAAUUAAGUUAUUCAACAAUAACUACGGCGACAAGAUAUAUCGACCUUUUCUAUCAUUACAAAUAAAUAGUUUUUGAUGUUGCUGGUUACCUGAAGAGUUAAGAGCUGAUCGCCGUUGGUCCAGCUGGAAGCACGUCCGUCGGUCUGCAGCGCAAACCCUGAAAUCCCCACUAUGGUUCCCCACUGUCUGUACCUGCUGCCCCUCCUUCAAGCUACGCUGCUCACCCCGGUCCCCGCUUCCGCUAAGUUCUAUAUCGGACGCUACAAAACAGUGCCAACGCCCUCUGAGGUCACACACAACGCCGACCACGCGAGGAGUAUGCCAUAUAUUGUAUACCCGGGAGAGGUAGGAAGCGGAGGCUUAACACCCAACAGAAUUAACAAGUUCCGGCGGACACAGGGCCCACCCGUACCCUCGCAACACUACACCCACCGUAUUGGUUCCCCAUUCAACAUAGGACCUCCCACGAAAUUCGGAACCUUCUCCAACAACUAUGGCAAUGACAUGUACAACGGGUACACUCCUGUACACAAAAACAAUGUUAAGUAUGUGAUACCACCUUUUACGCCUGGCGGCCGCGUCAACGUGGCGUUUCAAUUCUGGAUCCCAAUCAGCCUUGGUGGAUUCUUUGUUAGUGGCCGAGACUUAGAAGCCGCCCUCAAAUCACCCAAUCCCACUGCUUAUAUCACCUCCCUUUUCCUGAAACAUGUGUCAACGAAUUCAACCGUUGGCGAUUUAUUCGGAGACAUGGGGAUCCCUAUUGUGGAGCAAAGUGUACAAAAAUUUUUGGAUUGGGUAAUGCCUUACCUCGACCACUUCACGGGUAGCGAUAUCAGCACUAUGAAGACUUUGAAUUUCCCACAUGUCAAGAAGAAUAAACUGCAGUCAAGACGCAAGAGAGAUGCGGAUGAUCCACAGGACGGCUGGGUUACAAUUGGUGGAGAGAACAAGGAAAAGGACACAGUCAAAUCCACUUCGCCAUUGUUGAGUCAGGGAUCGUUCAGGCCUGGCCAGGUGCAGAAUGAUCGGGUGUUAUGGGGCGGCGGACACUUGCUCACAGACAACCACUUACCUCACUACGAUGAUAAAGCUAGGCCAAGUCUUGACUUAGAUUAUCCGAUCGACUCCCACUAUUUACGUCCACGUCCAAUUCCUUCAUCCCAGCCAUCCUCUUCUUCUCGCCCUUCCUCCUCUUCUCGCCCUUCUUCUUCUCGUCCUUCCUCAUCUCAUCUUUCUUCAGACUCUUCAUUUUCUGACUCCUAUCCUCCCUCACUGGACUUCAGACCUCCUUUUCAUCUCACAUCAUUUGAUGACAUCCCUUCGAGCGUGGCAGGAGGUGAGAGAGGUCUUGAGGUGAGCAACCGUCUCUCUCGCCUCGACUAUUUCUUCACUAACCUCCACCUGGACCAUGAAGAAUGUCGUCGGCGAGUCUUAUGUGAAGUGUCUCGGGAGCCCGACACAUUUGCCCCACUUUCUGAUAUGAUAAAUGGAGAGACUAGGCUCCCAGGGGACCCCCAUGAGCUGAGCCGUGAGCUUUUAAACACUGCAGAGGGCGCACGGCUCCUCUCUUACAUUGAUGCUGUGAAAACUGGAGAAGACCGGACACGAGAGUGUGAUGUGUACAGGUACCGGUGCAGGACGAGGGCUAGUGAGGUGAUUAAUACCGAGAUAUUGCCAAUUUGGAGAGAAGUUGUUCGCUGGCUCACAGUCAAGGUUCUCACCCAAGACACUUCUCUCAUCUGAUUCUACAGCAACAUUUCAAUAACUAUAGUCCUAAACUCAACAGUAGUAACACCUCUCGAGUAUCUUCGUAUAGUUGUCAAGUGUUAAGAAAACAAACUGGUAAUAGUGAAAGAUUUGUUCCUUCCAAAUUUUUUGGCCUUUUCAGGAAGUAAGAAAGGAUUUAUCUUAAAAAAAAAAAAAAAAGUUGCUGGUCCAGGUGUGAUACUGUCUUCCACUAUUAUCCAAAAAUCUCCCAAAUAUGUUUACUAAAGAAUAUUAUAUCUCAAUUGAAGAAAUUUUCCAUGUGUUACCCCUUGCUUAAAUUGAGAAUGGGGAUAUGUGAAAAUAUGGAGUCGACUCAGCAAGUGUACCCAGAGUACAUAAAGGCAGAAAAACUCAGACAAAGAUAAAAAUUUUGGAAAAUAUAAAAUUGAAAGAAAUAAUGACAUUCCUUAAAGAGCAUGGUGGGUCUGAUAAUGUGGGUACAGUACCAGAUCACUAAGUGGGCUGUGCUAUGAAUGUGGCCAAACUACUGUUAUUAUGUACAGUAUGAUAUUUUCUCUUUCAUUUGUUGUUAUAUUUAAUGCCUGAUCAUGUUUAGUUACAAUUUUAAUACCAUUAUAUAGUAAAUCAUAUAUAGUGUAUACAAUAUUCAUGACUGGAAAAAUCACAAAAUUAUUAUACUGUACAGUACUACUGUAUUUUAGUAUUCAAAAAUUCUAUAUUUAUAGUUAUUUGCUAUUCUCGUUUUUCUGGAAUGACAUUAUACCUGUACAUUACUAUAACCCUAUGACAAUAUAUUCCAGGUCCCAAUACAGUACCUUAUGUGUAAUAUCUUGUUAUUGUUAUUUUGUUUUAGAAAGAUCACCAAUAUUAUUGAUGCAUUUGUUACUGUUUGUUUUUUUGCUGUAUUGUAUAUAGAGAUGUUCACUUUUUACAUGUAACAACAUUUAUAGGAUGUCCAAAAUUAACUGCAGGAGGACCAUGAGCUAAGCCCAUCCUGGAAUUGCCAUAAAAGUGGAUUUUGGAAGUAUCCAAACAAUAGGCAACAUUUACCGAUAUACUGUACGCUAUUUUGAAAGUAAUGCUGGUACUCUGUUGGUCCUAACACUGUACCUGUAUUGCUUUUAAUAUAUAUAUAUAUAUAUAUAUAUAUAUAUAUAUAUAUAUAUAUAUAUAUAUAUAUAUAUAUAUAUAUAUCCACUCCCCCAGGUAAUGGUUAUAGAUGAAGCUCCUGUUGUGGUUUUUAUGCAUAGAUAAACCAGCACUAGUCACAUAAAUUUAGAACUAAUACUAUAUUCAAAGGUAAUUUUAAAAAUGAUCAUUGAUCUUAAGCAUUUAUUAAUAAUGUUUAUUACUAAAUUAAAAUGCUGUUGAUAUUUGAUCUGUAUGCAUCUUUGAAUAAAUAAAUAAAGCAUUA